UAAAGUAACCCUUAAAAUCGAAUCCUCAAAAGCCUCACAGCCCUUUAGUUAACCCUACACUAAUUAAGGGCUUCUAGACCUUCAAUUCACGUUCAAAGCCACACCCAUCUCCUUCGAAACAGAGGAAACUUAGAGAAGAACACAAUUUCAUCACUUGAAUAGGUACCAAUCAUUUAUAACGUUUACUUUUCUAUUUCUUAUGCCCAAGCAACAGAUUAUGGGAUUUUGAACUCUUUUUUGGGGGUCAUAAUAAAUAAUAACUUUGUUUUGGCAGUAGAAGUAGACAGCGUUGGGUAAAAAAUGCCUCUUUAUGAUUGUAUGUUGCUGGCAAAACCACAUGUGAAAAAAGAAGCGUUCAUGGAUUUGGUAGCACGAGUUGGCAAGCAUGUUUGCAGUAGAAAUGGGGUUGUUACUGAAAUCAAAUCAUUUGGAACUGUUCAGUUGGGCUAUGGUAUCAAGAAGCUUGAUGGAAGAUUCUUUCAGGGUCAAAUGAUGCAGCUGACUAUGAUGGCUACACCCAACAUCAAUAAGGAGCUACAUUAUCUGAACAAGGAAGAUAGGCUACUGCGUUGGCUUUUGGUUAAACACAGAGACACAAAAUAUGGGCUGGAUUUUCUUAGUGAAGAAGAUGGAAAUGCUGAGCUUAGCAAAUUUCCCCUAAGCAGCAUCUAUGAUGAUGAGGACCUUGAUGAAGAUGACGACGAUGAUGAUGAAUAUGUUGCAGAGCAAGAGGAAAGAAAAGAUUAGUGAUAAAAUGUGUUCAUCCUUUUUCUAGUAAGGUUGAGAUCGUCUUUUUUUGUCAGUUAACAGUAAUUAAACUACUGAAUCAUAAUCCUGGUGCCCACCAUUAAUCUAGUGUGAACUUUAAGUUAAGUUCUUCUAGACCUAUUUGCUUGUUUUUGGCUCCUAAAUGAAAAGACCUAAGAGCAACUCUUUUCUGGGA
Molecule: messenger RNA, 943 nt
Organism: Mangifera indica (mango)
Lineage: Eukaryota; Viridiplantae; Streptophyta; Magnoliopsida; Sapindales; Anacardiaceae
Exons: 3
Coding region: 301-747 (148 amino acids)
Biological process (GO): translation
Cellular component (GO): ribosome
Molecular function (GO): structural constituent of ribosome; small ribosomal subunit rRNA binding
Source: RefSeq, a predicted model, not a curated record